Messenger RNA from Setaria italica (foxtail millet), 4719 nucleotides. RefSeq lists its product as uncharacterized. Lineage: Eukaryota; Viridiplantae; Streptophyta; Magnoliopsida; Poales; Poaceae. The coding region runs from base 134 to 4447 and encodes 1437 amino acids. Gene Ontology annotation, molecular function: 4 iron, 4 sulfur cluster binding; methyltransferase activity; FMN binding. The transcript is spliced from 16 exons. The record is from RefSeq and is a predicted model, not a curated record. Gene Ontology annotation, biological process: wybutosine biosynthetic process.
GUCCUGCUCCCAACUGUCGUCACUGCCACACUCUGCUUCUCCUCCUCCCACGGCUCCGCCUCCAGAGUCCACGCCAACCACUCGCACCGACAGUCUCGCCUCACCAACCUACCGGCCCACCGCCCGCCGCCGCAUGACGGUGGCCCGCGGCCCGCCCGGCCGCCCCUCCUCCGCGCUCCUGGGCUGCUGGCGCCGCCGCCAGCCGCUGGGCUUCGGCGCCAAGGUCGGCAUCGCCAUCGCGCUCGGCCUCUCCUUCGCAAUCAUCUGGACCUCCGUCUCCCCGACCUCCUCCUCCCAGCAGAUCUCCACCGAGCGCUCCUCCUUCGCCGCCGAGGUCGCCGCCCCGCCAACCGCCUCCCAUAACCGCACCAGCACCAGCAUCGCCGGCGGGCAUGCUCACCGGAAGCCCCGCCCCGUCCCGCACAGCCACAAGAAGCGCCAUCCUGCUCCGUCCGGAUCUCAUUCCCAUCCCCAUCGCACCAAUGCCACUUCCUCGCCGGAUGCCGCCGCUGCAAAAGCCGAUCACUCCGAGCCGGCUCCAAUAACCGACCCAGAGCCUAAGGAGAAGGAACCGGAGCAGGAGCAGGAGCAGGAGCCAGACAUGGAGAUGGAGCCGGAGAAGGAGGCCGAGCUGCCUAUGCCCGAGGAAAGCGGAGACAACUCGGGGAAGGCGCCUGCAGAGGGGGAGGAGGAGAAGCCGCCGCAGCUGGAAUUGGAAGAGGAGCCCGGUGAGGGUGAUGGCGACGAGGAUUUUGAGGUGGCGAAGAAGGCGGCUCCAAGUAAGAAGAGAAAGCUCCCGCCUUUGUUCAGCUCCAGUGCGCAUUACCACUGGAAGCAUUGUGGUGCCAAGAGCGGCUACCACUAUAUUCCUUGUGUGGAUUUCGAUGGGGAUGGGAGCCAGAGGCACCAUGAACGCAGCUGCCCAAGGUCGCCUGUGACGUGCCUGGUGUCACUGCCCAAGGAUUAUAAACAGCCCGCACCAUGGCCGGAGAGGAAGGACAAGGUUUGGUAUGCGAAUGUUGCACAUCCUAGACUGUCAAAUUAUGUUAAGGGCCACAACUGGCUGAACCACAGUGGUGAGUACUUGAUGUUCCCACUAGAUGAAUGGGAAUUCAAAGGUGGAGCAAGGCAUUAUGUGGAAUCAAUUGAUGAGAUGGCUCCUGACAUUGACUGGGGUAAAAAUAUUCGGAUAGUAUUGGACAUCAAAUGCAAAAGUGCUGGCUUUGGUAUUGCUCUACUUGAGAAAGAUGUGAUAACACUAUCUUUAGGCCUUACAAAUGAUCAAACAGACCUUGCGCAAGUUGCCCUUGAACGUGGAAUCCCUGCAACAGUUGGCAGUCUGGGAUCACAAAGAUUACCAUUCCCUAGUGGUGCAUUUGAUGCUAUACACUGUGGUGAAUGCAACAUACCAUGGCAUUCUAAUGGUGGGAAACUCCUCCUAGAGAUAAAUAGAAUUCUUCGCCCAGGAGGAUACUUCAUUAUAUCAAGCAAAAGUGCUGACCUGGAGAGCGAAGAAGGAAUAUCAGCUUCUAUGACUGCACUUUGUUGGAAUGCAAUAGCUUACAAUAGUGAUGAUGUCAGUGAGGUUGGAGUAAAGAUAUUUCAGCGACCAGCCACAAAUGAGGAAUAUGAUCUGAGAGCAAAAAAGGACCCUCCAUUUUGCAAGGAAGAGCAGAACAAAGCUAAUGCAUGGUAUACUCACAUCAAACAUUGCCUGCACAAAGCACCUGUUGGUAUUGAAGAAAGAGGUAGUGACUGGCCGCAGGAGUGGCCCAAGAGGCUUGACAGUUACCCUGAGUGGCUUGGGGACUUGCAAACAAGGGUGGCUGCUGAUCAUAACCACUGGAAGGCUGUUGUUGAGAAAUCAUAUCUGGAUGGAUUGGGCAUUGACUGGUCAAAUAUCAGAAAUGUGAUGGAUAUGAGGGCUGUAUAUGGAGGAUUUGCAGCUGCAUUGGCAUCUAAAAAGGUUUGGGUCAUGAAUGUCGUUCCUGUGCAUGCUUCAGACACCCUACCCAUAAUCUAUGAGCGUGGCCUGAUUGGUGUAUAUCACGAUUGGUGUGAGCCAUUUAGCACGUAUCCAAGGUCCUAUGAUCUUUUACAUGCUGACCAUUUAUUCUCACGCUUGAAGAUCAGAUGUAGGCAACCUGUGGCGAUUGUUGUUGAGAUGGAUCGAAUUUUGAGGCCUGGAGCUUGGGCCAUCAUCCGAGAUAAACUUGAGAUCCUUGACCCAUUGGAGACCAUUUUGAAGUCGCUACACUGGGAAAUUGUCAUGACAUUCCGAAAGGACAAGGAGGGCAUCAUGUCUGUAAAGAAAACAACAUGGCGGCCAUAUUGCACAAGUUCAUGUCAGUUUGUGCAUUUUUCUUUGAUGAUGAUGAUCUCACCAAUCACAUACCUGCGGCCCAGCCUACCAGAGUCCAGAGCCCAAAGGCGAGUUUCCAAAACCCCCCAAAACCCAAGGGCCGAAUCGGCACCUCCCACACGCACCGCCGCCGCGAUGCCUCCCUUCCCGACGGCGACCACCGCCUCCGCCACCUCCCACCUCGCCCUCCUCGUCCUCCUCUCCUCUUCCUCGCUAUUCUUCCUCUACAAAUCUAUCCGCCUCCGCCGCAAACCUUCCCCCGCCAGCGGCCCCGCCCGCACCACCACCCCGACCCUCCUCUACGCCUCCGUCACCGGGACCUCCAAGACCCUCGCCACGCGCCUCUCCGACCGACUGACCGCCAACGCCGGCGUUCCCAUCCUCGCCACUGACGCUUCCUCCUUCGAACCCGACGACCUCCCCUCCGUCCCGCUCCUCCUCCUUGUCGUCCCCACCCACGACGGUGGCGCGCCGCCACCCUCCGCGGCCUUCCUAGCUCGCUGGCUCGAGGAGUCGACCGCCGACUUCCGCGCGGGGGCGCUCCUGCUAUCCGGUCUUCGCUUCGCCGUCUUCGGGGUCGGGUCCCGGGUCUAUGGGGAGACCUUCAACGCCGCCUCUAGGAACUUCUCGCGGUGGCUGCGCGCGCUCGGCGCCGUUGAGGUGGUCCCCCUCGGGGAGGGCGAUGUGGAUGGUGGCGAACUCGAGGCGGUGUUCGAGGAUUGGAGUGGGAAGGUGCUGAGGGUGGUGAAGGGGGAGGAAUUAAACGAGGGGGUUUUGGGAGAGAGCGACGGGCUUGAUGAGUUGGAAUUGGAAGGAGAGGAGUCUGAUGACGACGACGAAGAGGAGACGGUGGCUGUGGAGAUUGACAUGGAAGACAUUGCUGGAAAGGCGCCGGCGAGGCAGAACGGGAAGGUGGAGGGUAGUUUGGCUAAUGGAGGGCAGAACGGUGUGAAGGAGAUGGUCACACCAAUCAUCAGGACGAGCUUGGAGAAGCAAGGUUACAAAAUUCUUGGUUCUCAUAGUGGAGUGAAGAUUUGUAGAUGGACUAAGUCGCAACUCCGAGGCCGUGGAGGGUGCUAUAAGCAUUCAUUUUAUGGCAUAGAAAGUCACAGAUGCAUGGAGGCAACUCCAAGUUUGGCUUGUGCCAAUAAAUGUGUAUUUUGUUGGAGGCAUCACACGAAUCCUGUUGGAAAGAGUUGGAAAUGGAAGAUGGAUAACCCACUUGACAUUGCAAAUGCCGCAAUUGAUCAGCACACUAAGAUGAUUAAGCAAAUGAAAGGUGUACCAGGAGUAAAGCCAGAAAAACUAGAAGAGGGUCUAUCACCUAGGCAUUGUGCAUUAUCUCUGGUUGGUGAACCAAUAAUGUACCCUGAGAUAAAUGCUCUGGUUGAUGAGCUACACCGCAGGCACAUAUCUACUUUUCUGGUUACAAAUGCUCAAUUUCCUGAAAAGAUUAAGACGUUGAAACCAAUCACACAGCUGUAUGUCAGUGUGGAUGCAGCUACAAAGGAAAGCUUGAAGGCUGUUGACAGGCCACUAUUCUCAGACUUCUGGGAGCGUUUCCUGGAUUCGCUCAAGUCCCUACACGAGAAAGAUCAACGAACGGUUUACCGUCUGACACUGGUUAAAGGCUGGAAUGCAGAGGAGAUAGAUGCAUAUGCCAAAUUGCUAAACCUUGGACAACCUGAUUUCAUUGAAAUCAAGGGUGUAACAUACUGUGGCUCGUCAGCAACUUCGAAGUUGACAAUGGAGAAUGUUCCCUGGCAUUCAGAUGUAAAGGAAUUCUCUGAGGUUUUGGCAUCUAAAAGCGGUGGUGUUUAUGAAGUAGCGUGUGAGCAUGCUCAUUCAUGCUGCGUCCUGCUUGCAAAGGUGGAUAAGUUUAAGAUCAACGGCAAAUGGCAUACCUGGAUAGAUUAUGACCGAUUCCACGAACUGGUAACAUCCGGAAAGCCUUUCAAGAGCCAAGAUUACAUGGCCUUGACACCCUCAUGGGCUGUCUAUGGUGCAGAGGAAGGUGGCUUCGAUCCGGAUCAAUCUCGUUUCAAGAAGGAAAGGCGCCAUGGAACUGCUGCACUCAAAGGUUAAUUCGUCAGCAUACGGCAAUGUACACCAAUCUUCUGGAGAAACAUGAAGCUUUUUUGCUGCCAAAAGACAGGCCUAUGUUACUGCAAUUUAUAUAGAAGCUAAAAUUGUGGAAGCAAGAAUUUUUGAAGUGGGGGGCUUCCAAGUCCAUGUAUUUUUCUCUUUUUGUGCGACUUUACUUUCCGGAGAUGCAUUUUUAUCGUUUUUAUUGGUACGUGCAUUUUGUUCCCUAAUUGAUCGAUGACCGCGCAAAUUUACAACUGAGAUUUUGAAAA